Molecule: messenger RNA, 2304 nt
Organism: Vicugna pacos (alpaca)
Lineage: Eukaryota; Metazoa; Chordata; Mammalia; Artiodactyla; Camelidae
Source: RefSeq, a predicted model, not a curated record
AGCCGCCUUCUCGCUCCGCUCCGCUCCGCGGCUGCCCCGGGAGCAAAUGGAUAAGGCGGCGCAGACGAGGGCGUCCGAUCCACUCGCGCUCCGCACCAGGGCCCUCUCCAAGUUGGAAAGGACAAAAAGAAGGCAAUAAAUGCUAACAAGGGAGAGAGAGGGAGCCGGAUCGAGCGGCAACUCCCAGCCUCCGUUGGAGGAGAGAGGGAGGGAGGGAGCCGGAGAGAGCGAGCGCGCGCGAGGGCGAGCCAUGCACGUAAAGAAACUGACACCCGGACCCCCCACUUCUCCUGCACGUUGCUGGCAAUCAGAUCGCGUUUAAGCAAUUUCCUGAGCCCAAGAAUAGCAAUGAGUCGGGAGACUUUCGCGGGCUGAAAUUGGGAGCUCCAAGCACUCCUCCCCCCACUUUUUUUUUUUCCGGAGAAGGGGUUGGGGGGGGCGCUACAAUUUGGAAACGGCUUUUUUUUUUUAAUCUUGCACUUUGAAACCGCGGGGCUGUAGCAGGGUGCGCGCGUGUGAUGAUCUAUCUGGUGGUGAAAGCAGCCGUCGGACUGGUGCUGCCCGCCAAGCUGCGGGACCUGUCGCGGGAGAACGUCCUCAUCACCGGCGGCGGGAGAGGCAUCGGGCGCCAGCUCGCUCGCGAGUUCGCAGAACGCGGCGCCAGAAAGGUCGUUCUCUGGGGCCGGACUGAGAAGUGCCUGAAGGAGACGACGGAGGAGAUCCGGCAGAUGGGCACCGAGUGCCACUACUUCAUCUGCGACGUGGGCAACCGGGAGGAGGUGUACCAGACGGCCAAAGCUGUCCGGGAGAAGGUGGGUGACAUCACCAUCCUGGUGAACAACGCAGCCGUGGUCCACGGGAAGAGCCUGAUGGACAGUGACGAUGAUGCGCUUCUCAAAUCCCAGCACAUCAACACCCUGGGCCAGUUCUGGACCACCAAGGCCUUCCUGCCGCGGAUGCUGGAGCUGCAGAACGGCCACAUCGUGUGUCUCAACUCCGUGCUGGCGCUGUCUGCCAUUCCCGGCGCCAUCGACUACUGCACGUCCAAGGCCUCGGCCUUCGCCUUCAUGGAGAGCCUGACCCUGGGGCUGCUGGACUGUCCGGGCGUCAGUGCCACCACCGUGCUGCCCUUCCACACCAGCACCGAGAUGUUCCAGGGCAUGAGGGUCAGGUCAGUGGCCUGGGACCCCCUCCCCGAGCCUGGUCCCUCCAGCAGGUGGGGCCAGGGGAAAGGCUCAUUAUACACAGAGAGCGCCAACCCAGGGGCCCUUUAUCUCUGGCUCUGCAGUCUGGUACCUGAUUCUCCAUCUGCAAGGCAGUAGGAUUCUAGAGUGGUUCAGGGCGCUGCUUCUCUGCUCUAGGGGCUUUAUCAAAGUCCCCGCAGCAGUGGCAUCCUAUUAGCCCAGCUAUAAAAAGAGAACAGAGUAUUGAGACAUGAAUGAGAUGAAUGAUCUCAAAAGCGUGACGUUGGCUGGAAGAAGCCAGAGGCACAAGUGUGCCUUCUGCGUGAUUCCGUCUGUCUGAAGUUCUGGGACAAGCAACACUGGGCCAGGGUGGAAGACUCAGAACUGGGGCCACCCCUAGAGCGGUAGGGGUGUAGCCUGGCAGGGAGCACCAGGGAAACGUCUAGGCGUUUAGAAAUGUUCUCACUUCCUAAUUUGGGUGAGGGUUACAUAGGUAAAAAUUAAUCAUGCUGUACAUUUAAGAUUUAUGCCUUUUGUCGUAUGUACAUGCUAGCUCAGUUUAAAGAAACACUGAAGCCUAACCACCCCUCCUUCAGGCCAGUUCAAGGUUACAGAUAAACGAAAAUGGGGAACCAUCCCAAAACAAUUUUCCUUGGCUUUUUUUUUUGGCAAUGCAACGAAAAACAGUAAUUCUGAGUUCUAAAUGAUAUGCAUCAGCUUCUUCCAAAAGUGAGGAUGGCACAGAAGGGUCACUGCGGGACUUUGAUGAGACAGCUGAUGGAAGGGACGUAGCGCGGUGCGUGCCGGGUGGGGUCACUCAGUACACCUUAGUUAUUAUCACCGCGUGUGGUUUUGCCGAUCAAGAAUCAAAACAGCUGGUUUUGAAUCACACCUCAGCUACUGCAGGGUUAUGAAAUCUUGAACCAGUUUUGUUACCUCUUUGAAUCUUACUUCGCUCAUCUGUAAAACACUGCAAAUAAUAUUUACCUCGUAGGAUUAUUGGGAGAAUUAAAAAUAACAUAUGUAACAUAUCUAGUGCAAAGCCCCGGGCGAACGAGAUGCUCAGUAACGAACUGUUACUCUUUCUUUUUUACUAACAAUAAACAUCUUCAUAAGCACA